This is a messenger RNA of Drosophila montana, 2773 nucleotides long. Its product is annotated as ankyrin-3. The transcript is spliced from 5 exons. Gene Ontology annotation, molecular function: protein binding. NCBI's taxonomy places the organism in Eukaryota, Metazoa, Arthropoda, Insecta, Diptera, Drosophilidae. Gene Ontology annotation, biological process: intracellular signal transduction. The record is from RefSeq and is a predicted model, not a curated record. Bases 471 to 2567 code for a protein of 698 amino acids.
GCCGACCAGCUGAUAGAGACAGAUUAACUCGUUUACAAUUUGCAGCGUAGAAAAAGUUUUGGGUGUUUGUAAAAAAAACGCUUUUAAAUGCAUUCAAACAAUGAUUUCCACCAACAAACACACAAGGAAGAUGUUUAACUACAAUUGGAACAAGAAAGUGCUGAGCGCGUGUAGUGCCAAGUGCUGAUUUGUGUGAACGCGUGAAAGCUCGUAUCCUUAUUGAUUUUUACUUUGCCUCCGCCGGAGACUGGUCGCUACGCAUUGUUUAUUAUUAUUGUUUCGUGCAGUUCGCAGGAGCCACACGACACGAAACUGCGUUGCAAACAUGCAGAUGCAGCCGAACUGGUAUUAGCUGCUUAAACCAACAUUGAUCGCUGCAUCGAAAUAAACACACACCCGAGUCAUUCCCUUGGUGUGAGACGCUGUCGCGGGCGGGUUAGGAGGAUACGGUCUGCGACCAGAGCAGAGAUAUGGGCGGCCAGGUUAGCCAGGUGUUUCGCUCGGGCUCGGCUCUGCUGUCACAUCGGGAUGGGCACAAAGUGUCCAAGGCAACGGAAGAGAAAAUUCAAACACUUUUCGAAAUACUGCGUGCAAAUCCAAAAAUCUCAUUACAAACGCUUGAAAGUCUGCUGAUACAGAUACCCAAAAAUGAGAAUAUCUUGUAUAUACACGACGAUUGUGGCUACAAUAUACUGCAGCGCAGCGUUGGACUCAAUCACAUCGAUCUCACCAAAUGGCUGCUGCAUCGCCAUCGACCCGAUGUCAACCGGGCGCCAUGCUCCCUGCCCCUGCACAUAGCCACGCUGCGCGGCUACGAGGAGUGUGUGGAGCUGCUGCUGCGACAUGGUGCACGCAUCGAUGCCGAUACACGCAUGUGCUUCCCGGGCGCACAUUCGCACAACUGCGAGGAGAGCGGCAAGUGGCACAGCAACGUGGACGAUGUCAGCGAACGGCUGAACACCAAGCUGCAGAAUGCCCUCUGCUAUGCGAUCGACGGCGAUCAGUAUAAUGUGCUUAGCAUGAUGACGCAGAAGAUGGAGGAGCCAUGGAUACCAUUUCGGGCCAAGAAGCCGCUGCUGCAUUUGGCAUGCGAGCGAGGCGCGUGGAACUGUGUCCAGCAGCUGGUCGUGACACGAUCCGAGGAAAUAAACCUGAUCAUGGACGAAUACUAUCCCAUACACCAUGCUGUGCUCCACGACGGACGCUUUCUGGAGCUGCUCAUACAACACGGCGCCAUUACCACAGUCCGGACGUGCACACAGCAGAUGACCCUGCUGCAUGUUGUAAUUUUUGCUGCCCGAAAAUCGGCGGAGGAUACGCAGGCAACGUUGCGCAUUCUGCUUGAUCGCGGCUGCAAGGAGCUGAUUAACGCACCGGACACGCUGGGCAAUACGCCGCUGCAUGCGUUGAUCGUGCGCUAUGCUCUGGAGGAGGCACGCUAUGGCUACGACAAGUGGAGCAAAUGGGAUGUUUUGCAUUUGGUUAGAUUUCUACUGCAAAACGGCGCCAAGCCGUCCAUCAAUCAGGCCGGCAACAGCGCCAUGGCCUGCGUAUUUCGUCAUCUGCGCGACUGGGAGGUCUGCUACGAGCUACUCAACAUGCUUAUCAAAGAGGACGGUGAUCCCAACAUUGUCGGCCGCGACGGCUCAGUGCCCAUAAUGGUGCUGCUGGUGCCGCUCAUCAACAAGGAUCAUCUGCAUCACUUUACGCAUUCAAUGAAGGUCUGCUAUCUGAACUGCAUACGGAUAUUGCUGCAGCAUGGCGCCAAUCCGAACUGUUCGUAUCGGGCGAACUUGAAACCGUUGCACGUGCUGGUCUUUACGGUCAGCGAAAAUUUUACGCUUAACUGUGAUGCACAGAAACGCACAAACUUUGACUUUAUAAAGAACAUACUGCUGCUACUGCUGCAGCAUGGCCUCGACUGCAAUAAAACAUAUCAGCACAUUCUGCAGGCCGUUAUGGAUAUGGUGCAGAAUGUGCGAACUUGCCAGGAUAUGGAAUGCAUAUAUGAGCUGACCCUCACGCUUAUACAGUACGGCGCCGAUCCCAAUAUUGUGCUCAGCAGCAAGACAACGCCUGGCAUUGCAAUCUUUUCCAGCGAAAUUGCCAGCUACGGCGAGGCGCUAGGAAGUGGAGCUGGAGGUGGCGGCGGCGGAGGAGGAGCCGCUGCUGCAUUGGGCGACAACACGUUUCGCAACUCGUUUCGCACCAACUCACGCUAUUUGCUUUUUUACUAUAUUAUACUGAUAACGAAGAAGGAAUUUAUACUCAACGAUCCGCAAUCGACAUUCACGCGCAUCAUUCAUCUCUUCUAUCUUACCAUGGAGCACGAGCCCCUCUACAAUUGCCUCAAGUCUCUGCACAACUUCUACGUAGCCCAAGUGCCGCACAAGAAAACCGAACAAUUGAUUGCGUUAAUCUCGACGCUGUAUCGUCGGCCGCGCAGCCUCAAGCAGCUGGCCCGGAUGGCCAUCUAUGAGGCAAUGAAUCGGAAGCUGGCGCAGAAUGUGAAUCGCUUGAAUUUGCCGGGACCGCUUAAGGAUUAUGUGCUACAAUUCGAGAGAUAACUAGUGCAAAGGCAUUCAGGACAUAACUUCAACUAUUUUGUAGCUAAAUGUAGCUAUUCUCAGAGUAAAAAGCUAAAAGUUUAAAAUUGUUCGCUGAUUUUUGGCCUCUUUAUCGCUAAAUUGUGCUAAAAAGCUAAUUCAACUCUUUUUAAACCUCUGAUUCGGCUACUUUUUCGAAGCGGCAAUUGUCAAGCAAUUCAAAUACU